AUGGGUAUCAAAACUACUCCAGCUACCACAUCCUCAAACCCACACAUCUGCAUCAUCGGCUCUCUCAACAUCGACUUCGUUACCUCAACACCUCGCUGUCCCGGUCCAGGCGAAACACUAACCGCCACCUCCUUAACCGUAACAGCGGGAGGAAAGGGCGGGAACCAAGCCGUAGCAGCUGGACGCGCCUCAUUCAUCUCAAAGGGAGAGCAAGAUGUAUCCGUGAGCAUGAUCGGCGCUGUUGGAGCCGACGACGUCUACUAUAACACAUUACUCAAACCCGGACUCGAGAAUUCAGGUGUCAGUACCACAGACAUUGAAGAGUCAACGGAGGCACAAACAGGGUCCGCGAGUAUCAUUGUGGAAGAUGCAGCUGGCGGCGAGAAUCGCAUCUUGGUCGUUCCAGGUGCUAAUCACGCUGGAAUCAUGAAUGAUGUGACUCAGAUUGUGGCUGCUGUAAAAGCUCAGAAGAUCAGUCCUGCUGUUGUUGUAUUGCAGGGUGAGAUUCCCCGAAAGACGACUCUGGGAUUACUUGAGUACUUUAAUGGUGGUCUCUCAGCGAAAGAUCGAGUACAUGUGGCCUUUAAUCCUGCUCCUGUUUUUCCAGAGGGUAUCUCUCUUGCUGCGUUGAAGAAUACUUCUGUUUUGAUUAUGAAUGAGACAGAGGCGGUGCAGAUGUCUAGAUCUAUUGCUGGACUUCCGCUUUCUGGGGGCCAGAGUAGUGAGUUUGGUGAUUUACAGCCUGAAGACCUGGCUCCUCAGUUUCACGAGGUGGCGCAGGUUCAGAUUGUGCUGAUUACUCUUGGGGCUAAGGGUGUUUAUUUUUCGACUUGGAGUGGUCGCAAAGGAUGCGUGGGGGGGGUGAAAGUGGCCAAGGUUGUUGACACAACUGCUGCGGGUGAUACCUUUGUUGGGUAUUUCUCGACAGCUUUGGCGCGUUUUCUUGCUACCGGCGCUGAGCUGGAAGCCUUCGAUAGUGACAUUGAAGCUGCGGUGGAGAAGGCUAAUGCCGCUGCGGCCAAAUGUGUGCAGCGGAGGGGAGCGAUGCAAAGUAUUCCCUUUGCUUUUGAUAUGGAGUGA
Messenger RNA from Penicillium malachiteum, 1080 nucleotides. Its product is annotated as ribokinase. The record is from RefSeq and is a predicted model, not a curated record. The transcript has a single exon. Gene Ontology annotation, molecular function: ribokinase activity. Lineage: Eukaryota; Fungi; Ascomycota; Eurotiomycetes; Eurotiales; Aspergillaceae. Gene Ontology annotation, biological process: D-ribose metabolic process. Bases 1 to 1080 code for a protein of 359 amino acids.